AUGGUCCUAUUCAAAAGGAAGCCGGUGCAGUUUCUGACUGUUCCGAAUAUUGAAGAUGACAGCCAAGAGGUUUGGCACAUCCCUCAGACGGGAGAGAUCUUCGUAACAUAUGAGGAAUACCUCAACCGCAUGGACUUCUACAAUCAGACUGCUGGGGCAGCUGAGGUUGAGCAGGCGUUUCCUGAGGCCCUCAAGGGUCCUGUUCUUCGACGUGUUCAGUUCCAAACCGUGUCUCGCAUCGACACUCUGGUUGAUCAGAUCUACGAUGAGUUUAAGAACGACUACUAUCCGGGUGAGACUGUUACCGUGAGCAUCGAUGGAGAGAAACUACACGGUGUAGUCCGGGACAAGACUCGAUUCGGAGGCACGGUCCUGCCUGAUGGUUCCACCGCUCCCCCGUAUUCCCGCUACUUUGUCAGCCUCAAAGAGCGGCAGGAGGAGGUGCCCGUCAAUGACUCUCAGAUCUUCCGCGACCGCAAGGUCUUCACCAAGUCGGUCCUUCGCUCUUUCAUCAAGAAGACAGUAACACGCGAGGCUUGGAACGGCGCUCCCUGGCUAGUCAAGACCGACAUUGCCGAGCGAUAUCACAUUGACACUCGAAUCCCGCCACAUCUGCGCUACGACAACAAGUUGCUCGAAAGAAAGCAAAUCCAGGCACAGAAGAGGAUGACGCAACCCGGUGGUAUGGGUAUGGAAUUCAACAGCCACACCAGCCACAACACCCCUGCCUCACCAGGACAAUUUAGUCCUACAGGUCCUGUCCGCCUUCCUGAACUGAAACCAGCGCCUAAGAGUCACAAGUCAAAGGCUCAGCAGGCCGCUCAGGCCGCUGCUCAAGAGGCACGGCAGAAUGGUGGCGUAGUUUCUCGGAAACAUAACCUCUUUAACGGCCCCGAGCCGGGCGGCGCACCCGAGCCUCCCCCGCCGCCCCCGCCGCCCAAGUACCCGAUCGAGGAUUUGCAAGUCGAAUCUCGCGGCCUGGUGCGACCGCAACUCAAGUACCUGUGUGCCGAUCCGCCUGUCGACCUGGAACCCACUUUCAAGGCGCCUUUCGAUGGCAAGAUACUCAUGAAGUCGGUAGGACCCCUUCUCGAGACCUGGGAUACCCUCAACGUUUACUGCGAGAUCUUCAAGCUGGAUUCGUUUACUUUCGAUGACUUUGUGGAGGCCAUGCAGCUCGCCUCGGAGGAGAUGCCGGUACAGCUUUUCAACGAGAUUCAUUGCGCUGUCCUCAAGAUUCUGGUCAGCUCCGAGGCCGACGGCGGUAAGGUCCAAAUUCAGCUACCCGAGCUUGAAGAGGAGGAUGAGGAAGAGGAGGAUGAAGAAGAUAGCGCCGCCGCAACCCCUGAACCCGAGUCGCUACCUACCGCCCGCGCGACACGCAGCAGCCUCGCUAAGCUCGAGGCUGAGCGACUAGCUGCCGAGGCUGCUGCUGCCGAACGAGAAAUGCAGGAGGCCGAAGAUGCGCCCAAGCACCGUGCCGAGGAGGUUCUGAAGGCCUACGACUGGAUCGAGCACCUGCGGAAGCGCGAUUUCAAGGACGGCGGCUGGGAGCUGAUCAUGGUCGGGUUGUUACACCAGCUGAGCAAGAACGAAAGGCUGAACGCGAGCUGCGAGGAACUUCUGGAGCAGCUUGUGCCUGUUGAGGAUGAAGAGCCGAGUCGCGAGACGGUGCGCGCGCGGUAUGCGAGCCUCGAUGUGAACUAUCGAGUUCAGGCUUUGCAGAUCAUCUGCAUGCUCACUGCGGAAACCAAGGCGAUAAGGGGGUAUAUGGAGGAUUGUAGCGAGCAGAUGACGGCGUACCGGAAGGAGAAGAUUGAGUGGCAGCGGAAGAGGAAACAAGCUCUUGAGGACCUCAAGAACUUGAACGACCAACGCAAGAUCUUACUCCCGGACAACCUGCCCCCGAGUCCGCAAUUGGAGCCAGCUAAGGUCAACGGCGUCAACGGAGCGCACACUAACGGCGAUGUGAAGAUGACGGAUGUUGAUGAGAUCUCCUUGACAGGAGGGGUUCAUAUCUCGGACGAAAUCCCCGACUCCGACGCCGAGGAUGCCGACGGGACGCCAACUAACGGCCUGCGUAAUCUGCGCCGUGGCAACGACCGUGCCGCCGAGCGCAAGCGCAAAGAGGAGGAGAAGAAGCAGCGCGCCGAAGCGGCGGCGGCCGCUGCCAAGGUGCCUAAGCAAUCAAAGCAGUUCCUGAAGGUACUCAAGGAUAUUCAGAAGAAGGAGGACGAAAUUGCGGAAUGCGAAAAGGAGAUCGCCAUCAUCGACAACGACCUUCGCGAAGCCGAUUGCCCCCGCACGAGGGUGCUCGGCAAGGACCGGUUCUGGAACAGGUACUACUGGUUCGAGAGAAACGGAAUGCCGUACGGUGGUUUACCCGACAGCUCCACGGCGCAUGCGGGGUACGCGAACGGUUGUAUCUGGGUGCAGGGGCCGGACGAGCUGGAGCGCGAGGGGUAUAUCGAUAUGAAGGAGGAGUGGCAGAACGAAUAUGUUGCCAAGUUCGGAAUCACCGUGCCGGAAAGGAAGAAGAGGGAGGAAGGCGGUACCAGCGUGUUCAAGGCCACGCAAUGGGGCUUCUACGAGCGUGCGGAGGACGUGGAUAAGCUCCUUGAGUGGCUGGAUCCGCGGGGUGUUAACGAGACUAAGCUGAGGAAGGAACUCGUCAACUACAGGGACCGAAUCCAAAAGGGCAUGGAGAACCGCAAGACCUACGUGGGACUUGAUACAGCUACAGAGGAAGAGAAAAAGGAAGAGAACGGCGUCACGGGUGGAGAUGCGAUGGAGGGUGUUGAAGCCAGCACUACGGCCGCCGUCGUCGAGGAGCCGCCCGUCCAGCCAACAACGAAAGGAGGAAGGGGCAAGCGGAGCACAAGAGGCAACAACAACAGCCGUGCGGCCACGACAACCAGACAAGUCACUCCCGAGCCACCAGCCUACAGAUGUCUCGCAUGGGUCAACACCACGGCCAUUGAGGAGAUUGGCCAUCUCCACGGAGAGGAACCACCCCCGGCCAGGAAUAGGAAGCAAAGCAAGAAGAAGCAGGAGGCGGCCGCUGCGAAGGAAGAGGUGGAAGUCCAGGUUGCGCCGACAACAAGGAGCGGGAAGAAGAAGAGCGCGAGGUGA
Neurospora tetrasperma FGSC 2508 is the source of this 3132-nucleotide messenger RNA. RefSeq lists its product as uncharacterized. Lineage: Eukaryota; Fungi; Ascomycota; Sordariomycetes; Sordariales; Sordariaceae. The record is from RefSeq and is a predicted model, not a curated record. The coding region runs from base 1 to 3132 and encodes 1043 amino acids. The transcript is spliced from 7 exons.